Messenger RNA from Tetrahymena thermophila SB210, 1383 nucleotides. RefSeq lists its product as hypothetical. The transcript has 7 exons. The record is from RefSeq and is a predicted model, not a curated record. NCBI's taxonomy places the organism in Eukaryota, Ciliophora, Oligohymenophorea, Hymenostomatida, Tetrahymenidae.
AUGCAUAAACUCUUUUUGAUAUUCAUCCUAGGAUUUAAGUAUAUGUAUAGCGAAACUCUGUAAGGUUGUACUCUUUAAGACACUUACUAUGAUUUAACUUUACAAAGUUGUGGCAGCUGUUUAAACAAUUGCAAAAUAUGCAAUGACUCCACCUCAUGUUUGUAAUGUUAAAAUAAUUAGUAUUAUGAACAACGCACUGGUUAAUGUGUAAAUUAAUGUCAAAGAAAUUAAUCUUAGGUGAAUUACUUUGGAUUUUGUAUUGAAUGCCAAGUAGAAAACUGUAAAGUUUGCUAAUUUGAAGGUAAAUUAUGCUAAUAAUGCGAAUAAGGAUGGCAGUUAUCAAGUGACUAAAAAAAUUGUUUGAAAAGUGAAUGCCUAAUAAAUGAUUACAGUUUCUACAAUCCUUCCACAGGCCAUUGCACAAUUAAUUGUCCAGGAACUUCAAACUAAAAUAAUAAAACUUGCAUAAGCCUGAAAAAUAUUAGCUAAAUUAAGACUUUAUCAAGUAGAAAUAAUGUUAGUUAAAGAGAUAUCUAAUAUGUAUUCUAUUUUGAUUAGAUAGAUAAAAAGUCAUUUGUUGUGACUCUUGAUGGUAAAAACACAAUUUUCUACUCUUACCCAGAAUUAAUACCAUUGAAUCAGCUAGCUUUGAAAAAUUCUUAUGAUAGAAUUGCUGACGAUGAUUCUACAAACUAACCAGAUGUGCCUUAAGACAAUUAAAAGAUACCUUAAGUUAAAACUCAAACAGAUAGUUAAGGAUGUAUUAUUAUAUAAAAUAGUACUUAAAAGUAAAAUGCAACUUUAUAAAAUUUAAAUAUAAUUUAAAGAGACUACUUGUAAGAAAGCUUGGUAAGCUAAUAAACAAUAGUUAACUCAUUCUAAAAUGCAAAAAGUCCUUUCUUCUUUGAGGAAUUAGAUAAUUAAUUAUCUUUAUUUAAAGAUGAUUUUUACAUAUAUAUUUAUGAUUUAAAUAAAAAUGUUUUAAUACAAACCUAACCUUAAUAAGCUUUAAAUGAAACUUUAAUUUUAAAAGCAUUUAAUUAUGAUGGAAAGAAGAGAGUUGUACUAAUUUAAAAUGGUACACAUAAUGGUAUUUUUUAGUCAGUAGUAGUAUGUUCAAAUCUAACAUAAAAUACAACGUCUUAAGAAUAUUAUUUUGAAUAUGAUAAGCCUCAUUACGCCUAAAUUUCAUAUUAAAUGACUGAAUACAUCAUUACAGAUGAUCAUAACUAUUUUAUUGUUGCAAGCACAUAAGGUUAUGAAAUAAUAAAUAUAAGUCCUCAAAAUAGUAUGAUUGAAACUGAAAGUAAUUAAAAUUAGAUUUUCUUGUUCUCUAACAUAGAUAACAAAAGAUAAUAUUUAAAUUUUGUCACUGAAUUUUGA